This is a messenger RNA of Neolamprologus brichardi, 1118 nucleotides long. The record is from RefSeq and is a predicted model, not a curated record. Lineage: Eukaryota; Metazoa; Chordata; Actinopteri; Cichliformes; Cichlidae.
AUGUGGAGUUCUCAUUCCUUCAGCGCUGUGAUUCACUUCGCGGGGCUGAAAGCUGUGGGCGAGUCGGUGGAGAAGCCGUUGCUCUACUACAAAGUGAACCUCACCGCCUUCAUGAACCUGCUCGAGGUGAUGCAGGCUCACAGAGUGCGCAAUCUGGUCUUCAGCAGCUCCGCCACAGUAUAUGGAGACCCCCAGCGCCUCCCCAUAGAUGAGCAGCACCCCGUGGGAGGCUGCACUAACCCCUACGGGAAGACCAAGUACUUCAUCGAGGAGAUGGUCAAGGACCACUGUAAAGCUGAGAAGGACUGGAAUGCUGUGCUGCUGCGCUAUUUCAAUCCGAUCGGAGCUCAUUGCUCCGGUCAGAUAGGAGAGGACCCUCAGGGUAUCCCUAACAACCUGCUGCCAUAUGUUGCCCAGGUCGCCGUCGGGAGACGAGAGUGUCUGAGCGUAUACGGGAAUGACUACGACACGAUCGAUGGCACAGGUGUGAGAGAUUACAUUCAUGUUGUGGAUCUGGCAAAGGGACACAUAGCUGCUCUGAAGAAGCUGAAGGAGGACUGCGGGUGCAAGGUUUACAACCUUGGGACAGGAAAAGGCUACUCAGUGCUUGAGAUGGUGAAAGCCAUGGAGAAGGCUUCCGGAAAAGAGAUCCCAUAUAAGAUCGCCCCUCGCAGAGGCGGAGACGUAGCGUCCUGCUACGCCGACCCUCGCGUAGCUGAGAAGGAGCUGGGCUGGAAGGCUCGAUUUGACCUGGAAAGAAUGUGUGAGGACCUGUGGCGCUGGCAGUCCAUGAACCCCACCGGAUUUUCCAACGGCACUUGCUGACGCAACCCGAGCAGACUGUUGCUUAAAAAUCCUCUUUUUAAAAUCACCAAAGGGAACCACCAGCUUCCUCGUUGGCGCAAUGACACAUAAGACCUCAAGAGAAGCUGCAUUGUUUUUAUUUUUGUUAAACUCCAAUGAUUCAGCUGACGACAAGAAGAGUAUCUAAAUGUCUGUUUACUCUCUGCUGUUAGCUCAGACUUAACAACUGAUAUUUUCUCUAUAAAUGUAUUGAUCUGUGAGCCAUAACAAUGAAAGAAUAAAUUAAUUUUCUUACUGAAGAGCUGAAACGCGCA